Messenger RNA from Penicillium macrosclerotiorum, 1011 nucleotides. RefSeq names its product deoxyhypusine monooxygenase. Gene Ontology annotation, biological process: peptidyl-hypusine biosynthetic process. Gene Ontology annotation, molecular function: deoxyhypusine monooxygenase activity. The record is from RefSeq and is a predicted model, not a curated record. The coding region runs from base 1 to 1011 and encodes 336 amino acids. NCBI's taxonomy places the organism in Eukaryota, Fungi, Ascomycota, Eurotiomycetes, Eurotiales, Aspergillaceae. The transcript is spliced from 2 exons.
AUGGCGCCAUCUGCUACCGAGACUCAGGGCGCGGAUGACACCGUUCUCGCCCUGCGCAAAGUUGUUACCAAUGAGUCGGAACCUCUCGCUCGCCGCUUCCGCGCACUUUUCUCCCUCAAGCACCUGGCUUGCCUGCAGCCUCCCACCGAGCAGACUCUCCCAGCCAUUCAAGCUAUCGCCGCCGCUUUCGCGUCCCGUUCUGCCCUCUUGAAGCACGAGCUUGCAUACUGCCUGGGCCAGACCAGAAACCCCGAUUCUGUAUCAUACCUGCAGCAGGUGGUGAAGGAUGUCGAGGAGGAUGCUAUGUGUCGGCACGAGGCUGCCGAGGCUCUGGGUGCGCUUGGAUAUCCCGAAAGCCUGGAUAUUUUGAAGAAAUUGCGCGAUGAUGAGAAUGAGUUAGAAAUUAUUCGGGAGACCUGUGAUAUUGCUGUGGACCGUAUCCUUUGGGAGAAUUCCGAUGAGAAGAAGACCGAGAAGCUCAAGCCCAGUGACUUCACCUCCAUCGAUCCUGCUCCGCCCAUGCCGCUGGAGACCAGCGAGCCCUCCAUUCCCGACCUGGAAAAAACGCUACUCGACACCAAACUCCCUCUUUUCCAAAGAUACCGUGCCAUGUUCGGUCUGCGAGAUCUUGCUUCGCCCCCAGAUCUCCCCACUGCCGUUGACGCAGUGAAUGCUCUAUCCAAGGGCCUGAAGGACCCCUCUGCCCUCUUUCGUCACGAGGUUGCUUUCGUCUUUGGCCAGCUUUGCCACCCUGCCUCGAUUCCCUGCCUCACAGAAUGUCUGGGUGAUUUGAAGGAGGUUGGAAUGGUGCGACAUGAAGCAGCGGAAGCCCUGGGCAGCUUAGGUGACGAGGAGGGUGUCGAGGAUACUCUGAAGAAAUUCCUUAAUGACCCUGAGCAGGUGGUACGUGACAGUGUCAUCGUGGCUCUGGACAUGGCGGAGUUUGAAAAGAAUGGUGAGAUGGAGUAUGCGCUGAUUCCCGAGGGAGCUGCCGUGGUAUCUGCCGCGUGA